AGCCGCCCGCCCGCCAGCCUCCAGCCCAGCAGCCGCCCGAGCUUGGGAGGGAGCCCGCUCGCGACCCCGCGAGCGCCUGAUUCCCGGGGAACAGCCACCUGCAGCAGCAGCCUCUCCAGCCACUACCGCCGCCGCCGCGUGGCGGGGAGCACCAGGGCAAGGCCCGCUUGCCUGGUUAAGCCGAAGACCCAGCUGCACCUGGUUUCAGCCUCCUGGGCCAGGCUAGUGUCGAGAGGCUUCGGAAGAACUCGUUGUUAUAGAAAUAUAGCUGUAAACUGUGCCUGAGAAGUACUAAGAAGCCAGCCAGCACAAGAGGAAAGAAGUAGGAAGGUGGUCCUGUGACAGAAGAUGAGCAGCACCAGUACAAGAUCCAACUGCCUGACCCAGCCAGUAGUGAAGAGCGUGCUGGUGUAUCGCAAUGGGGACCCCUUCUUUGCUGGACGCAGAGUGGUCAUCCAUGAGAAAAAGGUGUCCAGUUUUGAUGUCUUUCUGAAGGAGGUGACAGGUGGGGUUCAGGCCCCCUUUGGAGCUGUCCGAAACAUCUAUACCCCUCGGGCAGGCCACCGAAUCCGGAAGCUAGACCAGAUUCAGAGUGGGGGGAACUACGUGGCAGGGGGCCUGGAAGCCUUCAAGAAACUCAACUACCUGGACAUAGGAGAACCGAAGAAGAGAUCAAUGGAAGUUGUUAAUUCAGAGGUAAAACCUGUAAUCCACAGUAGGAUCAACGUAUCAGCACGCUUCAGGAAACCACUUCAGGAGCCCUGUACCAUCUUCUUGAUUGCUAAUGGAGACCUUAUAAGCCCAGCGUCACGCCUCUUCAUCCCUAGAAAAGCUUUGAGUCAAUGGGAUCUUGUACUUGAAAUGGUCACAGAGAAAAUAACUUUAAGGAGCGGAGCUGUGCAUAGACUUUAUACUUUAGAAGGAAAACUUGUCCAAAGUGGGUCAGAGUUGGAGAAUGGACAGUUUUAUGUAGCAGUUGGCAGAGACAAGUUUAAGAAAUUGCCGUACAGUGAUUUACUUUUUGAUAAAUCAGCAAUGAGAAGGCCUUAUGGUCAGAAAGCCUCUUCACUACCUCCUAUUGUUGGAUCCAGAAAAUCUAAAGGGAGUGGAAAUGAUCGUCAGUCUAAGUCAACUAUCGGUUCCAGUGACAACUCAUCCCCUCUGCCUCCGAAGAGAAGGGGAAAGAAGGAGGAAGUUUCGAAUUCAGAAAAACCUGGUAAAGUGAAACAAAAUACAAACCCAAAGACUCCACCAACUGUGGUAACGCCACCAAACAAUGAUGAAGGCAUUUUCAAAGCGGGAGUAGAGAGAUCUGAAAUGGAGGGGGCAGCAGAAGUACAAGAAGAUGAAGACACUCAAGUUGAGAUUCCAGUCGAUCAGAGGCCAGCAGAAAUAAUAGAUGAGGAAGAAGGUGGAGAGAAAGAAAAUGAGGAUAUAGAAGAAGAGAAGGAAGAUGAGAAAGAAGAUUUAUCAAAAGUAAAUGGUGAUGUUGAAGAAAAAGAAGUUGAAGAAAGUCCUGAACACGGGAAUGUUGAUCCACCUAGGGUAAAUGGUGGCACAAAUGAAGAAAAUGGUGAAGAACUGGAUGAAGUUAACAACGAUCAGCAGCAUCAAGAGAAAGACAAAGAGAUAACAUUAGCAAAAGGUGAUGGUGAUGGUGACGGUCCAAAGGAGGAUGAAUCAGAUCCUCAAAGACCACCAAGGCCUGAAGUAAAAAUCACUAGUCCACAGGAAAAUGAUAACAAUGAACAAAACAAGGAGUAUGCUGCUGUGGCAUAGAUGCUUAAAAUGUGGAUUAUAAGAAAAAUUAAGGGUUUUAUAUGAUACUUGAAUUCUAAACACUAUUAUUUGUGGUUGUUACACAUAGUGUGGCAAUAUGGUUGAAUACUACCUGUAGAAUUUCAAAAUUACAAUGAAGAAUGGAAAGAAUAAUCACAUUAUAUUAUCUAUUUCCCCAGCUGGUAUUUUUUUUAAAGCCAUCUGAAAGAGUUAAAUGUAAAAAAUUUGGGUGGAGCUUGUCUUGGAAGAAAAUUAACUCUUACUUUCUUCUUUGUAGGAUGAAUUUUAAUGUGCCCCAUCUAGAAUUUUAGUAGUAAGAUUGUUAGAUGGCAGAAUAUUUUUGAAAGUCUUAUUUAAAAAGGCACAGAAUAUUUUGUGAAUUUUAAUGGAAAAUGUAUGUAAUAUUCCUUAGGAUAAUAAACUUUAGAAAGUAUGAGUUGCAAUUCAUUUUUAGAUAUGUAAUUUCAAGAUGUCAUUAAAAAUCAAGUAUUCUUGCUAGAUGCUUACAUUUCCUUUCUCUCUCUCCAGCCAAAAUAUCUGUUACCUUUCUGAUAUACCAAGCCGAGAUGUUUAUUUUGCAAAUAGCAGACUUAUCAGAGUAUUAUAAGUGUCAUACCAUACCAUAUCAUAUCACAUUAUAUCACUAGGCCUCAUCCUUAUGGCCCUUUCAGGUAUUAAAGCCUUGUAGGCUAAUUGGUCCCUAGUAUAAAAGCUAGGAGGAUUUGGAAUUAAGGAAAUAAAAUUAUCUAAUUCAGCCAUCUACAUGAUUUUCAACAUCAUUGGAUCUAUAGAAAUUUUAUUCAUCUUUUAGAAUGUUUAUUCUGCUAGCCCUUAUCAGUACUUCGACUACCUCUUGUUUCAGGUUCUCAAUUAUCUGCAUGUUAGAAACAAAGUUUCCCACAAAAUACAGAUUCUCAGAAAACCAAGGGAAAAGACAAAGAAGGUAUAUAAAAAUAUUUUCCCCACUGCCCAGUUUUAUUAGGUUUGCUAUAUAGUUCCCACUGGAAAAAAAUAAAAUUUGACAGCUAGAUGGGACCUUAGAGAUUAGUUGGUCCAACUCCACAUUUCAGGUGAGGAAAUUAUGGCAAAGAGUAGAAAAGUGGCUUGCCUGAAGACUGUAUGACUAGUUAGUGACAGGACUAGAAAACAAAUCCACUGACUUUCUAUUAUACUAUUAUUUCUAUUAGGUAUUGACCCUAAUUGCUUUGUGUCUCAGUUUAUUUCCACAAAUGGGUCAAUUAAAGUUUCAAGUGAAAAAAAAAGGAAAAACAACUUUCCUAUUCUAGUUAUGAGUAAUAUUUGCUACUUUAAAUCUUCAAAAUAUCAAACUGUUAAGAGAAAAAUUUUGGGUGGAAAUGCUAGAACAUUAAUGAAACCUAUUUCUGAUUAACCUCUCACCUUAACUUUUGUUUGGUUAGUAACUGAAUGUGAAAUAAUCAGAAAUUAUAUAGUCCAGUUGGUCUCAAAAUUGCAUUUACUUUGAUAGAUAUUUAGAAAAAAUAUAUUGCCAUUGUUUUUUGAAUGAGGAGUAAUGCUACUGUGCUAAUAGAAAUAAUGCAUUUUUCUUAUAUGAGUAUUUUCAUUAAUUAGACAUAGGCAAUGGAUGAAAUUUUACUUCUUGGAUACAACUGUUGUUAUAACUGUUGCAUCUUAUGGUUGUAAGUGCCUUUAAUUGGUUAAUCAAUAAAUCAUUCAUUCAUUCAUCCCACCAAGGAAUACUUGUUAAAUACCUAUUGUAUGUGUAAAGCAUUGUACUAGGCAUGAAAGAAAGGAGGUAUAAAAACCAGGUAAGAUACUAUCCCUGCCUUUAUGAAGCUUAGGAUAAGAAAUACAGAUCACCAUAAUACCUAAUAUUACAUAGAUCCAUAUAUUUAAAUAGUUUCAAAAGAAAGUGCUGUGUGAACUCUGAGGUUGAAGAGAUGGUUGGAAAGUCAGGGGAUGCCAGAUUGUGGAAGAUCUUGAAUGCCAGGGAAAGGAAUUUGACCUUUAUCAGUAGACAAUAGGAAGCCUCUGAGGAAGAUCAGCUGUAUGUGUUGAAAGGAUUAUUCUAUUAAUAAAAAGGAUGAAUUGCUGGAUGGAGAAAGGAUGAAGUCAGGAAGACCUGCUAGGAGCCCUUUGCAAUAGUACUUUAGGAUGGUAAUGGGGGAAAUCUAUUUUAUGAGGAUGUUAAUGGAAAUAGAGUAGGAGACAAGUGAGAGCAAUGUUUUGGGGGGAAGAAUCGAAGAAUACACAAAACUAGUAACUGAUUUGAUGAAUAUUGAGGAAGAGACAAAGAUAAGGCUUAUUAUGUCCAGGUUAAAUAAUUAGUUGAAAUUUAAUUAGUUGGCACAUAUCACAAAAACUUAUCAAAGAUAUAUUUUCCCAAGUAGCUAUUUUUCAUAUUUUCUAUAAAUGAUAAAUACAAAAAAACUCUAAUAAAUUUAUCAGUAUUAGAAAGAUAUGAGGAUAUAAGGGCAUGCUAUUCUGGGAAGAAAUACAUUAAUUCUUAAAUAUUUUUCUGAGAAAAUAUAAGCAUAUAAUUUCUAUUUGGUCUUUAAAGAAUUAAAUAAAACUGGACAAUCAGCCUGUAUUCUUAGAAAAAUAAACAAGAUGGUAUAAUGGGCAGAAGUCCUAUAACAAUA
Molecule: messenger RNA, 4400 nt
Organism: Phascolarctos cinereus (koala)
Lineage: Eukaryota; Metazoa; Chordata; Mammalia; Diprotodontia; Phascolarctidae
Gene: DCDC2
Product: doublecortin domain containing 2
Biological process (GO): regulation of cilium assembly; neuron migration; dendrite morphogenesis
Cellular component (GO): microtubule organizing center; kinocilium; microtubule
Source: RefSeq, a predicted model, not a curated record